UUGCUGCUUGUACAGCACCCUCCAGUAUACACCUUGGGAUCUGGGAGCUCCUUGGCUCACCUUGCCUUCGAUCCGGCCUCCCCGCCACACCCCCUCUUCCGCACAGAGCGAGGUGGAGAAGUCACUUUUCAUGGUCCAGGCCAGCUAGUCGUUUAUCCCAUCAUCAACCUGCGGCGCUUUCAGACUGACCUCCACUGGUACCUGCGCAGCCUGGAAGAUGUCAUCAUCAGGGCAUUGGAUGAGGUGUCUGGGCUGACCGGGGAAAGGAUACCUGGCCUUACAGGGGUUUGGGUGGGUGGCCAAAAGGUGGCAGCCAUAGGCGUGCGCGCACAGAAGUGGGUGACAUACCAUGGACUGGCAGUCAAUAUAACGACAGAUCUCACCCCAUUCCGGUAUAUCACGCCGUGUGGGAUUGCUGAUCGCCCCGUGGCAAGUGUGCAGGUGCGCACGCGUGUACUGGCUGAUGUUCCUGCACCUGUCCAUGCUGUGGGUUUCUUAAGAGUGUGCAGCCUGUACAUUGCUGAUUUCUUGGCUUCCGCGGACAGACGCUGCUGA
Molecule: messenger RNA, 555 nt
Organism: Coccomyxa subellipsoidea C-169
Lineage: Eukaryota; Viridiplantae; Chlorophyta; Trebouxiophyceae; Coccomyxaceae
Product: lipoyltransferase
Exons: 2
Biological process (GO): protein lipoylation
Cellular component (GO): mitochondrion
Molecular function (GO): lipoyl(octanoyl) transferase activity
Source: RefSeq, a predicted model, not a curated record